AACAUGUAUGAGUGCGCGGAAGCUUGAUGACCAUCUAAAACCUUAGUUCUCUUACACGACUUAACGUGGCCGCUACGCCCCCCCUUUCCAAUCCGCCCGGUGUGGUUAUUCAGAGGGUGCCCUGGGGCGGCACCCUGAGCCCGCCCGUCCCCAUUGGUGGGCGCCUUCAUACUGGCCGGCCGCGUCGCCUUCCCGGGCCAAUACUGGGCCCGCUCGGUCCCGUCCACCAAUGAAUUUGUCCGACUGUGAAUCUCUCUCUGGAAUGGAUGAGUUAUAAGAAUCUCUCGGGUCGGGUCACAUCAUUGUACCAUUUCGUCUCGUGAUGGCAUAUUCAGUACCUACUGGUGAAGCUCCGGCCGCCCCGCCCGUGCUGGAUAUCGCCGUCCUUUGUGACGAGCGGGGCCGGCUGCGAUGGGUACCGGAGCUCAUCCUAGGGGUCGACCUGAGGUCCCUGGAGGACCCAGAAUUCCGGGCCAUCUUAGCAAGACGGGUUCGGCGCCUUCAGAUCCAGGUGCACCCCGACCGACACUCCGGCGACGGUACUCUAUCGAGGAUCGUUAACAUAUGCGCGACGGUUCUGCGAGACCACGGCGCAGAAUACGCCCGCUGGGCAGCAAAGCAGGACGGGCCGGCCUCAAUGGAGGUGUUGCGGGCCGCCCUCCUGCUUCCUCCGCCCUUCCGGGACCUGCCCGAACCCGCCCGCACACGCCUCGCCGACCGAGCCGAUGAGUUGGGCGCCAGCCUCCUAUCGGCAGAAACGGCCAUCAAGGCGGAGCGGCGGCGGGCUCGGGAGGCCAAAGGCGAGGCCUUAGCGGCUCGCCUCGAUGCUGCCGACGCGGAGGCCGCCCUGAGGGCCGCAGAGCGUCGGGCGGGGGCGGAAAUCGACCUCCUCCAAGCACGCAUCGUGGAGCUGGAGGCCCGAAUCGAUACCAAGGAGGCGGUCGUGUGCCGGCGGAUCGCGGAGCUGGAGGCCGCCCUUGACUCCGCCGAGGCCGGGACUGGGAGGGCUCGGGCCCAGGUCUCAGGACUGGAGGCCCGGGUCACCCAGCUGACCGCUGAGUUAGCGGCGUGCCGGGGCAUAAUACCGGAGCCAGUCCGCUGGUGUUUGUCGGCAGUAGCCGAUGGGCGUCCGCUGACGCACAAUUUGCGCCGUACGGCACGGAAGGUAUUAAAUAAAUCAGCUGACUGA
Molecule: messenger RNA, 1189 nt
Organism: Amphibalanus amphitrite
Lineage: Eukaryota; Metazoa; Arthropoda; Thecostraca; Balanomorpha; Balanidae
Exons: 2
Coding region: 323-1189 (288 amino acids)
Source: RefSeq, a predicted model, not a curated record